Parnassius apollo (apollo) is the source of this 351-nucleotide messenger RNA. The record is from the annotation of a GenBank genome assembly. Lineage: Eukaryota; Metazoa; Arthropoda; Insecta; Lepidoptera; Papilionidae.
AUGGUAAGUGGAACGGGCCAUGCAUCGAAUCAGGCCGACACUGUAGCAUUCUGGCAAUGCCUGUGGUCAGAGCCCGUAAACCAGAGCGAGGGCCCUUGGACGGAAGUUGUGGCGAGUCAGUAUGCGAGUAUAACGCCCAUAGACCCCGUCAUUAUAACACCGGAUGCCGUAGCUGAGGCGGUUCAUAGAGCCCCGAACUGGAAAAGUCCGGGACUCGACGGGCUGCAUCACUACUGGCUGAAGGGGUUAGUGGUGUGUCACACUGUGCUCGCCCGACAGUUUCAAGAGGCUAUCAACCAGAAGGGUCGCUCCCAAGCCUCUUCACUACUGGGAUCACCCAUUUGGUUCUAA